This is a messenger RNA of Trypanosoma grayi, 375 nucleotides long. RefSeq names its product RNA-binding protein. Gene Ontology annotation, molecular function: RNA binding. The transcript has a single exon. NCBI's taxonomy places the organism in Eukaryota, Euglenozoa, Kinetoplastea, Trypanosomatida, Trypanosomatidae. Bases 1 to 375 code for a protein of 124 amino acids. The record is from RefSeq and is a predicted model, not a curated record.
AUGUCCUUCGAAUCACCGUACAAUCGCAACGUGUACAUUGCAAGUCUCCCGCGCAACUACACAGAUGAAGAGCUUCGUGCAUUGUUUGCGCCUUACGGGAAAAUCGUCUCCACAGCCCUUGUGAAGGACAAAAACACGGGGUUGUGCAAAGGUUACGGAUUCGUGCUUAUGGAAAGGCACCAAGACGCAUACAACGCUGUUAUUGCUCUUCAAGGCCAUACUGUUGGCAACACUCGUGUUCAAGUGCGCCUUGCCCGACCAGAGGCCUCGGCGAAGAAGGUUUAUCCUCUUUUUUGCCAGCAAGCGAUGCUAUACAACGUCGCGGAGCCUGCGGUUGUCCUGGUAUAUCCACAGCCCUACAUAAUGGGACAGUGA